This is a messenger RNA of Diplodia corticola, 1098 nucleotides long. Its product is annotated as dihydroorotase. NCBI's taxonomy places the organism in Eukaryota, Fungi, Ascomycota, Dothideomycetes, Botryosphaeriales, Botryosphaeriaceae. Bases 1 to 1098 code for a protein of 365 amino acids. The record is from RefSeq and is a predicted model, not a curated record. Gene Ontology annotation, biological process: 'de novo' pyrimidine nucleobase biosynthetic process; pyrimidine nucleotide biosynthetic process. The transcript has 2 exons. Gene Ontology annotation, cellular component: cytoplasm. Gene Ontology annotation, molecular function: dihydroorotase activity.
AUGCCUCUCGACAAGUUCGACGGCCUGGAGCUGCCCGCUGCGGCCGACAUGCACGUCCACUUGCGCGACAACGCAAUGAUGGAGACCGUCACGCCCACCAUUCGGCAAGGAGGCGUGAACACCGUCUACGUCAUGCCCAACCUCGUGCCCCCGCUCACCACCGUCGACGCCGCGCUCGCCUACCGCGCCCGCCUGCAAGCCGUCGAGCCCAACGUCACCUUCCUCUCAUCGCUCUAUCUCCACCCGGACAUCACGCCCGACACCAUCAUCACCGCCAAGAAGGCCGGCAUCACAGGCGUGAAGUCGUACCCAGCAGGCGUGACGACCAACUCGGCCGCCGGCGUCGUCGACUACGCAGCCUUCUACCCCGUCUUCGCCGAGAUGGAGCGGCAAGACAUAGUACUCAACCUGCACGGCGAACUGCCUCCUUCAGCAUCGGCAGCAGACGCAGAAGACAUCACGGUGCUCAACGCCGAGGAGCGCUUCCUACCGACGCUGCACGAGCUGCACGCGCGCUUCCCCGCGCUGCGCAUCAUCCUGGAGCACUGCACGUCAGCCGCGGCCGUCGCCGCCGUCGUCCGCUGCGGCCCCUCGGUCGCCGCGACCAUCACCGCACACCACCUCUACCUCACCGUCGACGACGUCGUCGGCAACGCUUUCCAUUUCUGCAAGCCCGUCGCCAAGCUGCCCGCCGACCGCCUCGCGCUGCUGCGCGCCGCCGCCACACAAGACGGAGGCAAAGGCAAGUUCUUCUUCGGCACAGACAGCGCGCCGCAUCCGGUUGCAGCCAAGGCGGGACCCGGCGCCGCUGCGGGGGUGUUUACGCAGCCGUAUGCCGUGCAGUUGGUGCUGGAUGCGUUUGAGGCGGCGGUGGCGAAGGGGUGGUUGGGCGAGGACGAGGUCACGGCGGAGGGGUUGGAGGGCUUUUUGAGCGGCUAUGGGAGGGCGUUUUACAAGGUGGGCGACGAGCGUGGCGAGCGCAUCGUGUUGAGGAGGAAGGGGGAGAAGGUCGUCGACGUUGUGAGGCAUGAGGGGGGCGAGGUGGAGGUCGUGCCGUUCAGGAAGGGGCAGAAUACGUGGAGUGUCGAGUGGAAAUAG